Molecule: messenger RNA, 4981 nt
Organism: Amaranthus tricolor (Joseph's coat)
Lineage: Eukaryota; Viridiplantae; Streptophyta; Magnoliopsida; Caryophyllales; Amaranthaceae
Product: probable disease resistance protein At1g58602
Exons: 5
Coding region: 342-3734 (1130 amino acids)
Biological process (GO): defense response to other organism
Molecular function (GO): ADP binding
Source: RefSeq, a predicted model, not a curated record
AUAUUAUGUUAUAAUCCCAAAUAAAUAUUAUUAUAACUCCAAAUAUAUUAUGUCACUUUUCACAUAACACUUACAUGCGCACGCCAAUUUUAUUUUUAAAUUAACAUAAUGAACUGGGUUUUUGAGAAUCGUCUUUAGGUCUCUCAAGGUAAGAGGCCGAAAUGUUUAUUGUCUUUGUUGUGUAAAGUCAAAAGUGGGGAAAGUGUGUAAGGAAAUUUCCAGCAAUCUUAAAUUUAGGUUAUUACCUUAUCUUCAUUAGCAGAAGAGUGAUAAUUGAUCAACCUCUUCUGGUGAUUACUAAUUUUGUAAAAACAUAAGGUACCUACUGGACCAGGAGAAAUAUGCCUUCUUCUCUUGUAGCAUCGACUAUACAAUGGAUUGGGUCCUUGUUAAUUCAAGAGGGACGAAUGUUAUUUGAGGUGGAAGAUCAAGUAAGAAGUUUGCAAGCAGAACUUGAACUAAUGCAAGAGUAUCUUCAAGAUGCUGAUGCAAUGCAAGAAAGGAAGGAAAUUUACACCUUGAUCAAGCAAAUCAGGAAACUUGCUUUUGAUGCUGAAGAUAUCAUUGAUACUUAUAUCUUGGAAGUUGAAGCAAAGGCUAAUUUCCUAGGUAAUAUGGGCUGGUUUGUGAAAUUUGUAUCCACAUUACAUACUGCACCUCGGGCCUAUAGUUUAGGGAAGCAGAUAGAAUUGAUACAAAGUAAUGUUAAGAGAAUCACUGAUAGGUUAGUUGAUAACGGAGUAAGAAGAAUCAAUAAUGUAUUUGAUAUGAGAUCAUUAAGUGACCCCGAAAGAUGUUCAAGGCUAAAGCCGCGAAGUUAUUCUUAUGAUGAUGAUGGUGAGAAUGUUGUUGGGUUGGAAAAAGAUGUUAAAAGGUUGGUGGAAGUAUUGAUGGGAGAAGAGAACACUCAAGUAAAUCUUGUUUCAAUUGUUGGUAUGGGGGGCUCGGGGAAAACCACCCUUGCUAGGAAACUCUACAACCAUCCGUAUACCAAGGAAUGCUUUGAUUGUUGUUCAUGGGUUUAUAUCUCUCAAGAAUGGAGUGCUAGGCGUGUAUUAUACGAAAUAUUGAGGAAGGUUAGUUUCCCUAUGGAGAUAUCCAAGUUGAAUGCCGAUUCAAGCUUGGACGAGUUAGUAGAAAAGCUCCGGAUCAUUCUAGAAAAGAAGUCAUAUUUUGUGGUUUUGGAUGAUGUGUGGAGGAAAGAAGCUUUAGAGGAAGUACUUCCUGCCUUCCCGCUAUUGAACAACAAUAAGGGGAGCAAAAUUCUGAUCACCACUCGCAACAAAGAUGUUGUUCAAUUCCAGAAUCUUCAAAGGCACCUAUAUGUGCAUGAGCCACAACCACUUAGCAUGGAGGAAAGUCGGGAGCUAUUUUGCAAAAUUGUUUUCAAUUGUCAGACAAAUUUUGAUAAUGAAAGCUAUGAGGGUUUAGUCAAGGAAAUGCUUAUGAAAUGUAAUGGCCUUCCAUUGGCUAUAGUAGCAUUAGCCGGGAUCUUAAACACAAAAAGAAGCAUACAAGAGUGGCAACAAGUGAAUGAAGCAGUACGAUCUAGGGUCAUGGAAAGUAAUUGUACACACUUGUAUGGCAGAGUAGGGGACGUGUUAGCUCUAAGCUAUAAUGAUUUACCUUGUGAUCUCAAGCCUUGCUUUCUUUAUCUUGGUGUAUUUCCCGAAGAUUGCCAAAUUCCGGCUGGAAUGCUUACAAGGAUGUGGAUUGCUGAGGGUCUUGUCACUGAAAAUGAGUAUAUGUCCACAGAAGAUGUUGCAAUGCAACAUUUAGAAGAAUUGAGCAAAAGAUUCUUAAUUCGAGUGGUGAGGACCAAUUUCAAGGGAGCCAUUAAAACAAUACACAUUCAUGAUCUAUUGCAUGAACUUUGUAUCAAAAAGGCUAGAGAACAAUGGUUUUUUCGAAUUUCUACUCCUAACGUCAAUUUUGCUGCCAAUGAUGCAUCUGCAAUCAACAUCCCAUCACGUAGAGUCGCUCUCCAUUCCAGCACACAUUUUCCUGCACAGGCUCCAAACUUGAGGUCACUUGUAAUACUGACAAGAUCAACUAUAAUACACUCUGCCUAUGUCUCUAAAGAAGAAUUAGACUUUGGUAAUCUCCAUCACAAUUUCAAGUUGCUUAGAUUGUUGAAUCUUUGGGGAAUUAAGACUCCGACUGGAGCUUUGCCUUCACAAAUAGGAUGCUUAAUACACUUGAGAUACCUUGGAAUUCGCGCUUCAAAUAUUACAGAACUCCCUAAAUCCAUUGGAAAUUUGAAGUAUUUAUUGACUUUAGACUACAGGAAUGUUGAGUCUAAUAAAAAUGUUGAAAUUCCUGAUAUCUUGUACAAGCUUAAGCUACUUAGGCAUCUAUAUUUGCCAAUUGAAUGCCCUUGGAGUCUUAAAGACUUAAAGUUGCAUACACUACAGAACCUGCAAGUACUUUGGGGCAUAAAAUGUGAAAAGGGUAAAUGGUUUGCAAGAGAGAUGAAAAAGCUAAGCACAACUCUGAAGAAGUUGAAGGUUGUUGUGUCAACGGAAAUAGGUUUGGAUUCGGCCUUGAGUUGCCCAAGCCUUAUGUCUGAUACGCUUCAAUCAUUUUCCUGCAAGUGGAAUUCUGGUGUUGUAUUACGUGUAAAUCGAAGUUUCUCUCACAACCAACAUUUGCACAAACUGGUAUUGGUAGGGAGAAUAGAAGUGGAGAAACUGUCUAACAUAUUGCCCUCGAAUCUUUUGGAUUUGGAAUUGAAGGAUAGUGCUCUAGAAGAUGAGGAUCCCAUCGUAGUUGCUGGAGGAUUGGCUCACCUAAAGCGCUUAAGACUGUCGAAUUCUUACAAAGGUACUACAUCAAUCUGCAACAUUGGCUCGUUUCUUCAGCUUGAGGAGCUCUAUCUUGAUAACCUCGAGAACUUGAGGGAAUGGACAAUCGAGAAGGGAUCGAUGUUGGGUCUUAAAAAACUUGAGAUUGGUAAAUGUAGAAAGUUAGAAAACUUUCCUCUAGGCUUGAGAUUUGUGACCACCCUCCAACAACUCGAGUUUCACGAAAUGCCUGUUAACUUUGGCCAAGAAGCGGCUACGUAUGGAUGGUCUCAGGCAAGGUAUAGGCUGCCCCAUAACUUGAACAUCAUCAUUGAGCAGUGUGACACUCUGCUUGACAUGUCCUCCAUUCACAAGAUCUAUGAGCAACUCAGUACGGGAAUUUUUAUAAACGACAAACAGAAGAGGUUCUGGGUCGUUAAGAAGGCAGAUGGCGAGUACUGUAAUUGCUUCAUGUUGUGUGUAAAAGCUCUCAUACUGUCAACGAGACUCGAUAUUGAUGGUUUACCAGUGUCGAUAACCGAUUGGAAUGACUGGGAAUGGACUCAAACAAACAAAAGAGAUGGUUCAUUGACUGAAGUGGCAAAGCUAAAAUCCCCUGUAAUUGUGCUUAAUGUGGGUGGAACAUUCAACACUGAAGAUCUGUCUCCGAAGCUCGCGUAUACAAUCAGGUAUGUGAUCAUGUUAGAUGAUUCAGUAUCUGUAGAGGUUAUGCAUUCUCUAUUUCUCCUGCCCAACGGAAAAUUUCAGGAGCGAAGACAUGAGUUGAAUGACAAACCCAGGAAAAAAUGGAUAGAAAUUCUAAUAGGUGAAUUUGAUACGCACUCUAAACCUAUUAGGACAGCAGAAUUUUCCUUGCAUUGUACUUGGCAAAAGCCUACAAAGGUCGGGUUUUCCAUCAAAUCCGUCCUUAUUGAACCUAUACUUCUUUAGAGGUGAAGCCAGGCAUUUAAAGCAAGAGGCCUGAUAAGCCAGACUUAUAAAAUAGGGAAGGGGUUGCAAAGCUAGAUCAUAUUGUAUCUCAGGAGGAGGCCGAAAAGUUAAACCAUAGUUGUUGCAACUGAGAUUUGUUAAAUUGAGCUAGACUUAAUGUCAAUGCCAGCUAAUCGGGGAAACACAAAGGUGCACUUACUUCACAAGUCAAGGAGAUACCAUUCCAAAACCAUAUGGCAAUGGGAGGAAGAGCUCCAAUGACUUAUAAAAUGUACGUACAAUCUUUAACUCAUCGAUGUGGGAUAAAGCAUCCCAACAAGGUCUGAUCAUUUAUUCCCGAAAUUCAGAAAUGCUCAUCUUAUAAGCUUAUAAAUUAUGCCAUUUCAUCCCAUUUUGACUCAUUGUUACUCAUGUGACUUGGUGGAGUUUCAUCUCCUGAGCACAGAAGUACAGAAUAUGACACCAUGACUGACAAACUAUCUUUCAAAGUGUGCUUGGAGAAAGGUGAAAGUAACUAAAGCUCUACAAAAACAUGAUCAUCUUUGCUUUCUUUCUCUACUGUUCUUUUACAUUAUGUUUGGAUAGGAGAAAAGGAAUGGAAAUAGAAGAUUGUAUUUCCUUCAUUUAGAUAACGGAAGGGAGGAAAAUGGAUGGACGAGCACUGGAAGGAAGAAGUUCUUUACAUUUUUUUAAAAAAGCACGUUAAUUUCCCUUCCUUUUAUUUUCCUUUUAAAUUGUUAUUCAAAUAUAUAAUAUUUAUGUAGUUUUAUUAUUUUGAGUGUUGAUAGUAAUUAGCAAGAUUGUGACUUACAUUUGAAGUAAAAUAAUUUAUGGGUCAAAUAUCCUUUAUUUUAUUACUUAUAUAAUAAUAUUUAAAGGUGGGUUGUAACUGAUUUUCCAAGACAUAAACCUUCUUGAUAUAGUAAGUUAAGAGUGCAACCCCUUAUGUUCUGUAGGAAAAUUUAGAUGGUAAAAUAGUGAAUGGAUUUAUUUGGGGAGGAAGAUGAGUGAAUAUGUAGAAUGAAUAUUGUUCUUCAUUGCACAAAAAAUUGAUUACAUCAAUGGGUAUUUAUAGUGCAAAUUUACUAAAAUAUCUUAGAUAUUUUUAAUUUUUUAAUUACUUUUCUAGUUACUUCCAUUAUAUUAUCUUAGAUAUUUUUAUUUUUUAAUUCUUUAGUUUAGAUAUUUUUAUAUUUAAAUAAAAUUCUAGAUUUUUCUAGAUUAUUUUAACACUCCCCCUAAUCUGA